Molecule: messenger RNA, 1068 nt
Organism: Sphenostylis stenocarpa
Lineage: Eukaryota; Viridiplantae; Streptophyta; Magnoliopsida; Fabales; Fabaceae
Source: the annotation of a GenBank genome assembly
AUGGGGAAGCUUUUGUGUGAUUCAAGCACAGUCGCCGAGCCAUUCCAAGGUUCGCCGUCGGCAGCACUGCCGUGGCGGGAUCAGAAAUCGGAACCUAUCGCGGCCGUAGAUCUUGUCGUGCCGGCUAGCGUUGGUGGCGCGACCUUCGCUUGCGGCUGGGAAGAUGUCGCUGGUCUGGAAGAGCAGCAGAGGCGCCAUCUCCAGAAGCUCCACGCCAAAGGCGUGCUCUGGAAGCCGGCGGAGGAGGUAGAGGACUCUUCUUCGUCGCCGUCAUCCUCCCCUCUCAGAUCCGUCGUUUUCCGGCUCUCGCACGGCGGCGAGGUGUCAGCUGACGGGAACUGUCUGUUCACGGCGUCACGGAAGGCGAUGGGAGGCGAGGAGGUGGACGCGCGCGAGCUGCGGCGGCGAACGGUGACGCGUUUUUUGGAGGAUCUCGGAUCUGUGAGUUUUGUGGAGAGAGAAGCGAUUGAUGAAGCGAUUCGGCACAUGUACUCGCCGGAUCUGAAGAACGGUUGGGGGAUUCAUGUCGUUCAGGAGGUGAAGUUAUUGGCGAAGAAGGAGGAUCGAUUCGCUCUUGAUUCGGCCAUCGACGAGCUCAUUCACCUCGGCAUGCAAAGAGAAAUGGCAGCGGAGUCUAUUUACAAAGAGAGAUGUGUUCCCGUGAAUGAUGGUCCAAGUUGGGCCAAAUACAUGUUGAUCUCCGGUUCUCCUGAUGAUGAAUAUGAUAUCAUCACUUUGCAAUAUACUGAGGAGGGUUUAUUAUCUGUAGAUGAGAAUAGAGAGGGUCGUGCUGCAGCUUUCGGUGACGAUAUUGCAAUUGAAUGCCUUGCUACAGAGUUCAAGCGAGAGAUCUAUGUGGUGCAAGCACAUGGUGCAGAUGCCAUGGUUGAUGAAGAAAAUUGUGUUUUCUUCCUUCCACAUCGUCCAAGGAGCCGAAUUACUGAACCUCCAUUUUUCCUUUUCAUGAAAGGAACAGGAUGGUGUGGUGCUGGAGCUGACCACUAUGAGCCCCUGAUUGCUCAUCCUUCCACCUUUGUUUCCCAAGAGAAGGUUGCUGUGGUACUCUGA